Ectocarpus sp. CCAP 1310/34 is the source of this 1421-nucleotide messenger RNA. The record is from the annotation of a GenBank genome assembly. Lineage: Eukaryota; Phaeophyceae; Ectocarpales; Ectocarpaceae.
ACCUCCCUGCCUACUCUGCUGUGUUGGGUACCUUGAUCUCGCCUUUGCUGUUGCCUUUGUUUUUGUACGUCUGGCUGUCUGCCCAUCUGCCGCCUUUUUGUCCUGUUUGCUCCGUUACUCCCAUGCCCUGGUGCGUAGUGCCUGGUGCUAGCACGUUACCCUUUGAUUUUUUCUUUGGGCGGGUGUGGGAAGCGUCCUCCUUUGUUUUCGUUAUAUUUUGAUCAGUGUCCGAGGGAUCUUUUCUCGAACGGUCGGUGCGAUACCUGUUAUUUUCUUUCUACCAUUUUGUUUUCUUUUUCCGAGUGGAAAAAAACGGAAAAUAAUUGACAACACAAGGGAUUUUUGUCCGUGAGCCACGGUGCGAUGCCGUCCGCAUGCUCCUGUUCCGCUGCUCCGGUGCCGCUGCUCCGGUGCCGCUUCUCCGGUGUCGCUGUGGCCAGUCCUAGUACGACCAAACUCGACCCGCUCCGCUUCGUACACGCUCUCGUUGCUGUCCUUCCCAGUCGGUUCCUCGCUUUCUCCCUCGUUACACUUAGGGUUCUUGGUCUGAAAAUUCAAGCGCCGAAGGGUCGACCAGCCCAAUCACCUCGUCACCACCUUUCCCCUCCUCCUUUGAUGGCAAAGCUAAGUUACUGAGACAGUACAGCUCCCUCUAGCAAACCUAGGGCCGUGUACAGAAUGCCCGUCCACCUUUCUGAUGGCGUCUGCCUCCCCGCACGAAGAUGAGAUGGGCAUUGCUGCCUACAUCGACGGCCUGGAGCCAGACGGGCGGCUUCCGAAACGGCUGAUGUUCGGCGAGUUGGUGGGAGGGGAGAACCCGGGCCGGGGAAGCCCGGAGCAGAACUGGCUGAUAUGCCUGAAGGACGACCUGAAGAUGUUCGAAGCCAGACACGGCUCCACGCCCGACAAGCGGAGCUUCUUCGGAAUCCCGAAGCCAGACUGGGACGAUGCGGAGGAGGUGGAGGGGGGGGUACCGUGGCACGCGGGGGUGCUACAGGGAGCUGAGAGGUUUAUGGCCUCUUGGCACAAGGGCGAGGAGAAGGCCAGCCGACAACGAGCCAUCAAACGAGGAGACAGCGGGCCCAAAAAUAGUCUAGAUACGGCACCAAUCAACGGGGCAGGAGGGGGGCGGGAGGAAACGGCGCGGGAAGAAAGCAAGCGAGAAGAGACCGACCGCGUGACGUGAUGCGAAGGUGUACCGACUCAGAAUUUACCCUCAACUGGGAACCUCUUGUGGCCAUGAUGGGUAAUUCGAUGGAAGUGUCACAUCGUUCUUUGUAGGAUCGACUCCAAAAGGUGUUCUCAGGACUGACACACAUUGUGUCCACGGGAAAAUAUCCAAGUCAGGAGAAAAAGUGUGCACCCAAGGAGAUUCGAACCAGUAUCCUGCCGCUGACGCCAUAUGCGAAGGUGUACCGAUU